Psilocybe cubensis is the source of this 522-nucleotide messenger RNA. RefSeq lists its product as uncharacterized. The transcript is spliced from 3 exons. The record is from RefSeq and is a predicted model, not a curated record. NCBI's taxonomy places the organism in Eukaryota, Fungi, Basidiomycota, Agaricomycetes, Agaricales, Agrocybaceae. Bases 1 to 522 code for a protein of 173 amino acids.
AUGUCCAACGACGCAGUCGAGAAAGAGACUGAACAAGUCCACGAAUGGCUUCGCCAACACGGCGUCUCAGAUGAUCUUCAUGAAUUUUCAGGGGAUCCAGUGAGCAAACUCCAAGUGUGGGACCUGCAAGUUGAAGUCCCGGUGGACUUUAUCUGGAUCGGGCUGCGCGGAUCAAUUGAUUUGGCAGUUGCGAAUUGUUGUAUAGACAUCACCGUUGGCAUACGUGGAUGGCCAAACGGAAGCGGAGGACAAAUUGGGACUAUAUCUGGGAAUCUUCUCCCUGGGAUCACUUUGGCUGUCGGUUACGAUGUUGCUUCGAUGCAAGGAACCAUCAGAACGUAUCUUGCGGAGGGACCUAAUCCGAAAUGGCUGGAACUUGAUGUGGACCUUCAUGUAUUCAACCGCGCAGUCAAAGAGAAAGGCGUCCAGGUGAUCAGGGUCCCGUACGUCAGAACCUCGUUUGUAGACUUCCUGAAUAUGGUUUCUAAUACAUUUGAUACCCAAAGACUGCACAGAGACUGA